Eutrema salsugineum is the source of this 1077-nucleotide messenger RNA. Its product is annotated as transcription factor MYB62. The transcript has 3 exons. Bases 25 to 894 code for a protein of 289 amino acids. Gene Ontology annotation, molecular function: sequence-specific DNA binding; DNA-binding transcription factor activity. The record is from RefSeq and is a predicted model, not a curated record. Gene Ontology annotation, cellular component: nucleus. Gene Ontology annotation, biological process: regulation of DNA-templated transcription. Lineage: Eukaryota; Viridiplantae; Streptophyta; Magnoliopsida; Brassicales; Brassicaceae.
CUCUCUCUCUCUCUCUCUACAAAAAUGUCAAAUAUAAUGAAGAGGAGCUAUGAUGGAAAUGAAGAUGGCGCAGAGCAGCGAAAAGGGCCUUGGACACUUGAGGAAGACACUCUUCUCACCAAUUACAUUGCCAAUAACGGUGAAGGCCGAUGGAAUCUGCUCGCUAAAUCGUCUGGGCUUAAAAGAAAAGGAAAAAGUUGCAGAUUGCGAUGGUUGAAUUAUCUUAAACCUGACAUAAAGCGAGGGAAUCUCACUCCUCAAGAACAACUCUUAAUCCUCGAGCUCCACUCUAAAUGGGGUAAUAGGUGGUCAAAAAUUGCGCUGUAUUUACCCGGAAGAACAGACAACGAGAUCAAAAACUACUGGAGGACUAGAGUUCAGAAACAAGCACGCCAGCUCAACAUCGAUUCCAGCAGCCACAAGUUCUUGGAAGUUGUGCGUAGCUUCUGGGUUCCAAGAUUGAUCCACAAGACGAAAGAUAACUCGGACACCAACACUAAAGCUCCUCCUCCUGAUUCACUUGGACCCGUUAUACGAGAUACCGAUUUCUCUCAAGAACCGGGUUUCAACAUGGAUUGUUCCAGUACUACCAUGUCUCAAGAUCUCAAGAAAAUUUCAGAAUUCAUGGAUUUGUCUGAUCUUGAGACCUCAAGCUCUUCAAUGUACUUGGAUGGAUCACGAGGGAGUAGUAGUCAGUCUGUGAGUGAAAAUUAUAGUAGCUGUUUCCCUUGCAUAGAGGGGGAUUACACGGUGGCCACCAUGGGUAAUUCAGACAUUUUACCAUUGCAUGAUUGUCACAUAGCAGAUUCGGCUUACGAGGAGGAUGUGACACAAGAUCCAAUGUGGAACAUGGAUGAUAUUUGGCAGUUUAAGGAGUACGCAUACUUUAAUUAGGUUGUGGAGCCCAUGGAUAUGGAUAUUCUUACAACCUCAAAGGAGUUUCUAAGUAUUCUAUUAUCAUUUGUUUGCUUUGUUACGGCUUAUAGUUAAAGUCUGAAUUAUUUGAAAUUAAGUUCAAAGAGAGCUAAUGUAAAACUAUGAGUUAAUAAGUUUCUAUAUGAGUCUUUUACGUAGAAA